Molecule: messenger RNA, 1577 nt
Organism: Gorilla gorilla gorilla (western lowland gorilla)
Lineage: Eukaryota; Metazoa; Chordata; Mammalia; Primates; Hominidae
Gene: TNNC2
Product: troponin C2, fast skeletal type
Exons: 6
Coding region: 961-1443 (160 amino acids)
Cellular component (GO): myosin II complex
Molecular function (GO): calcium ion binding
Source: RefSeq, a predicted model, not a curated record
AAAAAAAAAGGCCAGGGGUAGUGGUGCACCUCUAGUCCCAGCUACUCGGGAGGCUGAAGUGGGAGGAUCACUUGAGCCCAGGAGAUAGAGGCUGCAGUGAGCUAUAAUAGCACCACUGCACAUCAGCCUUGGUGACAGAGUGAGUAUAGACCUUUAUAAUUUACAAAGCUCUGCAGUCAAGUGGGGAUAAUAGUUGCUAUCUCACAGGAGGAGCACUAGAUGAGAUCAUGUUAAAAUGCUUAGCACAGUGUGUGGCACGUCAUGGGGGUUCAGUAAACAGUGGCCUACCUGUCACCUUCUCCUCCUAUCCCCUGCCCCUUACCAUGGUUCAAAGACGGGACAUUCCUCUUGCCAAGCACCAACCCUGUGUACCCAGCACAAGCUAGGUGACUUAUACCCGGGUUCCCAUUUACCAUGGUCUCUCUGUGAGGGAGACCCCACAGAGAGGUCCAAUCCCACAGAUGAAGAAAUGGCUCAGAGAGGCACUGCUACCGGCCCAAGGUCGCACAACUCGCAGAGGCUGGCCUUGGAUCUUGGGUUUUGGACUUCAAGGCUUGUACUCUCCCCAUUUUACCAUGCUGCCUCACCCUUUACUACUCUGAUCGUUCUUAACAUCUUGGAGCCAGUGUGCUUCCUCGGUGGGGGGGACUCCAAGGCGGUGGAACAGGGCAGGCCUUCCUCACAAGAAUCUAGGACGUCAAGGCCUGCCACCUGCUUGGAGGCUUAAAUUUCUCUGCAAGGGCCCUUGGCUAAAUUAGGUAAUGGGUUCAGACUGUGGGAGGGGUGGGGCUCGCUGACCCCAGGAUCUGAUUGGGCAGGGUCUCCAGUGCUGGGGAGCAGGGAGGUGGGAGGGGAGGGUGCCCCUACAAAUCCCGGGGGCUAGAGCAGGCCAGGUCAUCUUUGGGUGGUGGAGUGCAAAGGAGGCGACCUGCAACAGAGGAGUCCCGGUCACCAGCAACCAUGACGGACCAGCAGGCUGAGGCCAGGUCCUACCUCAGCGAAGAGAUGAUCGCUGAGUUCAAGGCUGCCUUUGACAUGUUUGAUGCUGAUGGUGGUGGGGACAUCAGCGUCAAGGAGUUGGGCACGGUGAUGAGGAUGCUGGGCCAGACACCCACCAAGGAGGAGCUGGACGCCAUCAUCGAGGAGGUGGAUGAGGACGGCAGCGGCACCAUCGACUUCGAGGAGUUCUUGGUCAUGAUGGUGCGCCAGAUGAAAGAGGACGCGAAGGGGAAGAGCGAGGAGGAGCUGGCCGAGUGCUUCCGCAUCUUCGACAGGAAUGCAGACGGCUACAUCGACCCGGAGGAGCUGGCUGAGAUUUUCAGGGCCUCCGGGGAGCACGUGACGGACGAGGAGAUCGAAUCUCUGAUGAAAGACGGCGACAAGAACAACGACGGCCGCAUUGACUUCGACGAGUUCCUGAAGAUGAUGGAGGGCGUGCAGUAAGGAGUGGACAGUCGCCUCUACCAAGAUCGCGUGUCCCUAGGGUGUGGGAGACUCCGCCCUGCCGGGUCCCCACCAGGGAGGCGCGGCCCCUUGUGGGUCUUUGUCUGGAAGGAAUAAAAGCAAAUGUUCCAAAA